AAGAAAAAACAAUAUAAUAAUAAAAUAAUAAUGAUGAUAAUCGUGCAUACCUCCACAAUCAUUCACUUUCUUUCUCAUCCAUUUUCAUUUUGAUUCCUACACAUACACAAACAAAAUCUCUACAAUUUAUGAGUCCAGAUCAUUUCCUUGACCUCCAAGCACAGAUCCAAAGCAUCCAUCCAUAUACUCUCAUCACUCCACUCUCUCUCCGCGCCAAUAUCGCAUAUAUUCCUUUUCCGCCUUCUUUUCCUUCUAUAAAUAUACCUUCUCCUCACUACAAUAAACUAUAAGGGUUUUCUUUUCUGAACCCAGAUUCGUACUUCCUUUGAUUCAAUCUUUGAUGUGUCUCUUCUAGAUUCUUAGUUCUUUAUCCUAUUUUCAUCAAAAUUGGAUUUUUACUGCUUUUGAAGGGUGUUAUUAGUAGUAAAAUUCUGAAUUUUGGGGUCUGUGUUUUUUUGGGUUUGUUAUGAUGGAUCUUGUUAUUGGUGGAAAAUUUAAGCUUGGGAGGAAAAUUGGGAGUGGAUCAUUUGGAGAGCUUUAUUUGGGUGUUAAUGUGCAAACUCAAGAGGAAGUGGCUGUUAAGCUGGAACCUGUGAAGACAAAGCAUCCUCAACUUCUCUAUGAGUCCAAAUUGUAUAUGCUUCUUCAAGGAGGAACCGGCAUACCUCAUAUAAAGUGGUCUGGAGUCGAGGGUGACUACAAUGUUAUGGCUAUUGACCUUCUUGGACCGAGUCUCGAAGACUUGUUUAACUAUUGCAGUAGAAAAUUCUCUCUGAAAACAGUGUUGAUGCUUGCAGAUCAACUAUUAAACAGAGUAGAGUAUAUGCACUCUCGGGGCUUUCUGCAUCGUGAUAUAAAGCCUGACAACUUUCUAAUGGGUUUAGGUCGCAAGGCAAAUCAGGUAUAUAUUAUUGACUAUGGCCUUGCGAAAAAGUAUCGUGAUCUUCAAACACACAAGCAUAUACCAUACAGGGAAAACAAGAAUCUCACUGGAACCGCUCGAUAUGCAAGUGUUAACACUCACCUUGGAGUUGAACAAAGCAGAAGAGAUGAUCUAGAAUCACUUGGUUAUGUACUAAUGUACUUUUUGAGAGGAAGUCUUCCAUGGCAAGGCUUGAAAGCUGGCACUAAAAAGCAGAAAUAUGACAAGAUAAGUGAAAAGAAGAUGCUUACUCCAAUAGAGGUCUUGUGCAAGUCACAUCCAACAGAAUUCACAUCAUAUUUCCACUAUUGCCGAUCAUUGCGGUUUGAAGAUAAACCCGAUUAUUCAUAUCUUAAGAGACUCUUCCGUGACCUAUUCAUUAGAGAAGGUUAUCAGUUUGACUAUGUAUUUGAUUGGACUAUAUUGAAGUAUCCACAAAUUGGAUCCAGUUCUAGAACACGGCCAAGUGUGAAACCAGUAUUAAACCCAGCACCAUCUGGAGAGCGAGAGCGAUUAGAACGGCCUUCAGUUGGACAAGAGAUUCGUGAUAGAUUAUCAGGUGCAGUGGGGGCAUUUUCAAGAAGGAAUGGCUCUGCACAUGGACUGCAUAAGGAUCUUGCCAAGCAGCACAGGUCUUUAGAUAAUAUGCCAUCUCCCAAAGAUGUGCAACCUGAUUCUGAAAGGGCUCGCAGUUCUACUCGUAAUGGCAGUGCUUCAAAAAGGCCUAUGAUAUCAAACAGCAGACCAAGCUCUUCUGGGGAACCUAGUGAAAGCCGGUCUAGUCGAUUGGUCUCGAGCAGUAGUCGUCUAUCGACUACUCAGAGGGUUCAACCAGGUUUUGACUCCAAAUCAUCCUUCACCCGUGCCACCGCAGGGACACGAGGUAGUCGCGAUGAUGCACUCAGGAGCUUUGAGCUCCUGACAAUUGGUACUGGAAAAAAGAAAUGAUCGAAAACUUUCCAUGGUUGUUUUGUCUUGUCCUUUUAUUGAGACAUUCAUCCUUCACACCUGUUCAUUUACUCAGUAUAUUUCCAUCCUGUGUUGGGGUCCAUUCAUGGCCAAAAGCUAAUUGAAAUUUAUCAAUAAAGCUUUUUGCAGACCCCUCAUAUGCUUCUUCAUAUGUUCUUCCAUGAUUACCUAAGCAUGGUACCAUUCAUGAAGAGUCUCUAUCUUUAGGAAUUUGUUUAUACAUGAGAUGUCUACUUGUAAUAAAUAUUCACAUUCUCUACAUUUUUUCUGUUGGACAAAAGGAAGAAAAUAAAAACUGCAAAGUCUAAUAUGCUUUGCAAGUUUUUGCAGCCUUCCAUUGCAUCAUUGGGACCUUUCUAAUAGCGAGCGGCUCCUAAUUUGGAUUGAAGAAAACAUGAAAGCUGAUGUGUAUCAGUGCACAAGUGGAUACUAUUACUCUUGUUCAAUUUAUAAAUUUGUUUGGAGCCUCUAAGGUUUAAUGUUUUUGCAGGCAGCAAUGAAGUUGUUCUUUUAAGAUAAUGUUAAUUAUGUAAUUGAUAUUAAAAGUGGUUCAUAACUUAUGUAUUAAUGCUAAACAUACAUUCCAUUUGUCUUCUACUCAAUUUAAAGCUAUAUGCUUCUAAAGAUUGUCCUUAACUUC
Molecule: messenger RNA, 2531 nt
Organism: Trifolium pratense (red clover)
Lineage: Eukaryota; Viridiplantae; Streptophyta; Magnoliopsida; Fabales; Fabaceae
Product: casein kinase 1-like protein 10
Exons: 14
Coding region: 467-1870 (467 amino acids)
Biological process (GO): signal transduction; endocytosis; peptidyl-serine phosphorylation
Cellular component (GO): nucleus; cytoplasm
Molecular function (GO): protein serine/threonine kinase activity; ATP binding
Source: RefSeq, a predicted model, not a curated record